UCGGUAUCGAACCGUCUCGCCGCGCGGUUAGUCGCGAUGGGCCGAUUGAGUGUCGUUUGAAUGUAUGUACGUGACAAGAGGAUCGAGCAAUUUUUAACGACUAACAGAUGGCAUGGGCGCUUGGAUCCUUUGUAUUGGGUAUUUGUAGAAAACGGUGAAGAAACCAAUUAAUUGGUUGAUGCCAAUACCGUUCAACGAAUUAAGAUUAAGAUAGCAAAAAUGGAGGGCAGCGCAUGCCAGAGCAAGAAACAAAUCCGUGUUGGAUUCUAUGACAUCGAAGGAACCAUUGGCAAGGGUAACUUUGCUGUGGUCAAGUUAGCUCGUCAUCGAAUCACCAAAACAGAGGUAGCAAUCAAGAUAAUAGAUAAGACCCAAUUGGACUCGACAAAUCUGGAGAAGGUGUACCGUGAAGUUGAGAUAAUGAAGCAAUUAGAACACCCACAUAUUGUCAAGCUUUAUCAAGUUAUGGAGACUAAGAAUAUGAUCUACAUGGUAUGUGAAUAUGCAAGCAGGGGUGAAAUAUUUGAUUACAUAGCCCGUUAUGGUAGAAUGGGAGAACCACGAGCACGAGCAACUUUUACACAAAUCCUGUCUGCAGUUGAGUACUGUCAUGCGAUAGGAGUAGCACACCGUGAUUUGAAGGCUGAGAAUUUGCUUCUGGAUGCCCAAAUGAACGUCAAAAUUGCAGACUUUGGAUUCAGUAAUAGAUUUUCACCCGGGGAACGACUAAGUACAUGGUGUGGUAGUCCACCUUAUGCUGCGCCAGAAGUAUUUCGUGGAAAACACUACGCCGGCCCAGAAAUUGAUGUCUGGAGCUUGGGAGUAGUGUUGUAUGUGUUGGUUUGCGGUGCUCUUCCAUUUGACGGAUCUACAUUACAAUCCUUACGAGAUCGUGUACUGAGCGGAAGAUUUCGUAUUCCAUAUUUCAUGAGCACAGAUUGCGAGAACCUGAUACGUAAGAUGCUGGUAUUGGAGCCGGGAAAGCGAUAUACGAUUCCUCAAAUAAAGAGACAUCAUUGGAUGUCUGGCAUUGUGGAUGCGAAUGAUGUAGAGCUGCCUGGUAUUGCAACAGUAACGACAACGCAAACUGUUCAAGAGCCUAAUGAACAAAUUUUGAGACUCAUGCACAGCCUUGGAAUUGAUGUGACUCGUACCAGAGAGUCACUCAGAAACAACAGCUAUGACCAUCACGCAGCCAUCUACUUUUUACUGUUGGAGAAGUUGAAACAGCAUCGCAGUACAAAUGUUAGUAACAACACCAGUUGCUGGCCUACAGCAGGUCGUGGAACAGAAGAGAAGUUUAAAUCGAGAACCAGAGAAGAUGCUAGCAGGGCUGGGAAGAGGUUUAGUUCAACGAGUUCUUCUACGGACGAGGGUUGCUGCAGCGCAGAGGGAGAUUUGGAAGAAGGACCAAGUGGUGACGAGCUGAGAGAAGCUCAAAUAAAAUUAGAAGAACACCGACUCGGCCUUGAUCGAGAUAUAAGUCAACGAAUAGACAGUCAAAUGGUCAAUCGGAGGCUGAGCGAUUAUCAGCAACAUCAUUUUGAUAGUCCUCCUACAGACCCUCCAAAUCAUACAUCCUUAUUUACCGGUGAAGGCAGUUCAUCGUCGGAUUUAUUUGAAUCAAGUUUUGACUCCGGAUGCCCUCCAGAUUUCACUGCUACAGGAUGCUUUACUAGCAGUUUACCAUCAUGUACUCCGCCGCCCCCUAAAAGUCCUUCGCUGGUAGCAGCAAGAAUAUCAAGAGUAUCUCAAGGACGCCGAGCCUCUGAUGGAGGUCCAAGGUUAUUGUUUUGCCCACAAGGAGGAGGCGAUCGAUCGGCAAAGCAGCGCAGUAUUCAAGAUUCUGGGAAAGCCCGAGGACAUCUAGACCUGGUUCAUUUGAGACCACCGGUAACCCCAACACAGGCCCAGCCACAAUUUAAAAUCCGUGCUGAUUCUGGGACGCAGUUGCAGCUGCUUGUUCAACAAAGAAUGUUGCAGCAGAAGCGAAACUUGUAUCAUCGCCAGCGAGGUGGUGGCAGUCCGACACCAACGCCUGCUACACCUGGUGCAGGAAAUAGACGAAGAGAUCAUGUGCCCAGACAAGAUAGCUAUAAGAUGGCCCAACGUACACAAAUCCUACCACCCUUAUCCAUGAGCCAUGGAGAUGGGGAACUCGAGAGGGAUAGAGAUGAAGAAAGGUGGAAGAGUUUGCCCUCUAGAUUAGCUGCCGACUGCCAAUUAGCCGAGAGAACGCUCCUAUGGAGCCAGCAGGUAGGACUGGGUGGAGGGGCUUCAUAUCUGCCCCCUGGCGGAGUGGGAGGCUUUUUGUGGCCCAGCGGCACCAGUCCCCACUCAACAAUAUUUGAAAACGCCGGAGACCCUAUGGAAUGAACACCCUGUGUACUACAUACUAAUCCAGACAUGCGUUUUUGAUAUGUAUUAUACAGCUCUGCGGCAAACCAAACGUUCAUUUAUUGUCCUAAAAAAAGCUACGGCCUUUUUUGUGAAUAUGAUACAUAUCUUAAAUGGUUUCGUUAAAUUGUAUCCUGUGUUAAUCAAAAC
Messenger RNA from Diprion similis, 2547 nucleotides. RefSeq names its product serine/threonine-protein kinase SIK2-like. Gene Ontology annotation, biological process: microtubule cytoskeleton organization; intracellular signal transduction; protein phosphorylation. Gene Ontology annotation, cellular component: cytoplasm. The record is from RefSeq and is a predicted model, not a curated record. The transcript has 10 exons. Gene Ontology annotation, molecular function: ATP binding; tau-protein kinase activity; protein serine/threonine kinase activity. NCBI's taxonomy places the organism in Eukaryota, Metazoa, Arthropoda, Insecta, Hymenoptera, Diprionidae. The coding region runs from base 220 to 2376 and encodes 718 amino acids.